AUGACAAGACAGACAUCCACUCUCCCCAGCACUUUCAAAUGGAACUCCACCACCGCCCUCAUAGGCCCUAACAACGACGGCCAUAAUAUCGCUGGCAUCAAAGAUCCGUCCAUCGUCGAAGUCGACGGCACCUAUCACGUCUUCGCCAGCACGGCGCAAGCCUCAGGCUACAACCUUGUCUACUUCAACUUCACCUCCUUCGCCACCGCCAACUCCGCAACCUUCAACUACCUCUCGCAAACCCCCAUCGGGUCGGGCUACCGCGCCGCGCCGCAGGUCUUCUACUUUGCGCCCCAGAAACUCUGGUACCUUGUAUUCCAAAACGGAAAUGCGGCUUAUUCGACGAAUAAGAACAUUGGUAAUCCGAACGGCUGGAGCGCGUCAACGAAUUUCUUUAGCGCGGUGCCCGAUAUUGUGACGCGUAAUAUUGGGAGUGGGUAUUGGGUUGAUAUGUGGACUAUUUGUGAUGCAACGGAUUGUUACCUGUUCUCUUCGGACGAUAAUGGACACUUGUACCGCUCGAGGACAUCACUGGCUAGUUUCCCCAAGGGUAUGGGGGAUACGGUUAUUGCUAUGUCGGCCUCGGAUAAGAAUGCAUUGUUUGAGGCGAGCAAUGUCUACGCUAUCGAAGGAGGGAAUUCAUAUCUUCUCCUCGUCGAAGCCAUCGGCAGUGACGGCAACCGGUACUUCCGCUCCUGGACAUCGAGUAGUUUGUCGGAAAAUUGGACUGCUCUUGCUGCUACCGAAGCCAACCCCUUUGCUCGCGCGAAUAAUGUUGCUUUUGAGGGCACAGCUUGGACACGGAGUAUCAGUCAUGGCGAGAUGGUGCGGACGCAGAUGGAUCAGACUAUGACGAUUAGUCCAUGUAAUUUGCGGUAUUUGUACCAGGGCUUGAGCCCGUCGGCAAGUGGGAGUUACAAUACGUUGCCUUGGAAGCUGGGGCUGUUAACGCAGACGAACUCGGCUUGUUAG
Molecule: messenger RNA, 972 nt
Organism: Pseudomassariella vexata
Lineage: Eukaryota; Fungi; Ascomycota; Sordariomycetes; Amphisphaeriales; Pseudomassariaceae
Product: glycosyl hydrolase family 62 protein
Exons: 1
Coding region: 1-972 (323 amino acids)
Biological process (GO): L-arabinose metabolic process
Molecular function (GO): alpha-L-arabinofuranosidase activity
Source: RefSeq, a predicted model, not a curated record